Molecule: messenger RNA, 486 nt
Organism: Fusarium graminearum PH-1
Lineage: Eukaryota; Fungi; Ascomycota; Sordariomycetes; Hypocreales; Nectriaceae
Exons: 1
Coding region: 1-486 (161 amino acids)
Biological process (GO): regulation of DNA-templated transcription
Cellular component (GO): histone deacetylase complex
Molecular function (GO): transcription coregulator activity; protein binding
Source: RefSeq, a predicted model, not a curated record
AUGCUGCUGCUGUUCUUCCUCCGCCGCCUGCUGAGCCUGUUCCCCCUAGCGUUGGUCAACCCCCUCUUCCCUACCAUGAUCUUUGAUCGCUCUUCUGGUCUCCCGUCCUCCAGGUUGCAUUCUGUUACAUUCAUACUGACUCGGAGUCUCUUACAGCUGCCAUGGACUCUCUUCGAACGAAAUGUCCUCCAUGCUUACCGUCGCGAGCAUCGUCUGAACACCCCGACCUCGUUCUCCAGCCCAUACUGCCAAUGGAUUCUGUCGCAGCCAAAUAGCGUUGGCUUGCACUCUCCGACCAUGGUCCGACGUCGGCAAGCCCGGCGACAAAGCAAAGACCAGCUUGCGCUCUCUGUGCGCAAACAUUUCAAUGGAAUGGGCGUACAGGAGAACGAUGUGAUCGUCGACUUUAUUUACAAGAUCCGUCACGACCCCAAUCGCAUCUCUAAACCAUACGCAGGCGGCAAGAAUACGACUUUCAUGAAAUAA